AUGUCUGCCACUGCCUCUCUCAAGAACAGGCCUACUGCUCUCUCCACAAAGUCCUUUACUCGAUACGAACCCUCACCACCCUCCAGCUCCACAAGUCGAGCAAGAGCCAGCACAACCUCAUCAGUGUCUUCUCUAAAGUCCCCCAAGAAGGAUCCAGCUCAUCUGCAAGAUGUCUUCCAAAAGCCCAUCAAUGAGGACAGUGAACCUCCCUCCCCGGAUAUUGCAAGAGCCCACACCUUACCCGACCAAUUCGACGAAUUACCUAUAGAACUCGCCAGUCUGACUGACAGGUUUGUCGAGUCUCUCAAAGUCAAAGUCUACAACGAACCUCCCACCAUCGACCAACUGUCCGAUCUGUUCCAAGAAUUCUAUGCCCGAGCAUCCGGUGCUAUCGCCAUCCAUAUCUCUGCUCUUAGAUCUAAGCUCAACAGAGAGCCUUCUCCUGCUCCCUCUAAAUCAUCCACCAAGUCCAGAUCACUUACCGCAAAACAUUCCAGCGACGCUCUGAAACCUCGAGAUGCCGUUGGUGCCUCUCAACAGAUGCUGACUGCUUCCGAGGUCACGGAGAAACGGAAACAGAGGAAAAUGCUCGAGUUCAAGCGUAUAUUACUAGAGGAGGCCGUCGAAAGGAGGGUAUGUGAGAACAUCUACGACAAAAUAUGGAGACACAAGAGCACUCUGGAUGAGGUUCGAGAUGAGAAACUCCGUUCCAAGACUGCUGCUUUGGCCCUCGUUGGUAUCGGUUUGAAAGACCUGGGCAUCGAGGUCCACCCUGACCAAGAAAAGUCGGUAGAGGAUAUACAGGCGUCCUUGAUUCCUGCCAGGGAGGGUCUCGCCAAAAUGAAUGAUGAAAAGUAUCCCCUGGGAAAGUUGAAGCAUCUGACCAAGGCACACCAAGCUAUCGUUGACACCCUCUACACCAUACACCCUUCCUCUUCCUCAGCGGAUGAGAUCUUGCCCACUCUCAUCUAUACACUGAUUACCUCUCCCGUUGAAGGGAUCAACAUUAUAAGCAAUCUCUACUUCAUUCAGCGGUUUCGAGCUGCUCCGAGGAUCGACGGUGAGGCUGCCUAUUGCCUGACCAACCUCGAAGCCGCCAUCAGCUUCUUGGAAAACGUCGAUCUAGCGAGUUUACGAGCAGAUGAGAUGCCUGAGGGACCCAAAAAGCCCGCCAGCCAGGACGGGGAAGAGUCAAAUGAGAAACUCGAGGCUUUCCCCUCCCUUCCUGGCACUGCACCGGUUCCUUCAACUCCUACAACAGAAACCUCACCUUCCAACGCCACCGGUGUCAAUGCAGUGGCAAGCCCGACUGGUUCCAUUCUCAAACCCUUGCCCGAAAAACCAGCGGCCCGGGUGACACGACACCAGCGCACAUUAUCGGAUAUAUUGUUGCCCAUUAGUAAUGCCAAUGAGGCUGUGCGCUCAACUGCUGAAGAAGGGUUCAAAAACAUAUCCAGUACGCUGGACAACAGUUUCAAAUUUCUGAUCGGGAGGCUCAAGGAACGUGGUACAGAGGAUGCUAGCGCAGAAGUCGUUCUACCCAAGACUUUGGAUGAAGCUCGACAGCUUGUAAAUCGACCACUGACGCCGGACGAUGAUGAUAAUGCGCUCAGCGAGUCCAGCUCAGUUCAUGAUGGUCAGAGCACUCCCAGUACAAACCUAACCAAAACAGAAGACAAAAUUCUAAGCCUCUUGGGUGGCCGGAAAUCGGCUACUGUACGUGAGCGUAGUGUCGACAGUGUGCAAAGCAAUAGUAGUGGUCGACGGAUCUCUUUCCUCCCAGGGAGUACCGAUGGGGCGUCUGCUAACGCGUCAUCUUCAAAAACCACCGCAGCUAUACCUCAGCCUACCUCCAAUAACCCACUAGAAUCUGUUAAGAGUUUUGGCGGCAGCCUCAAUCCCAUCAACCAUAUCGGCUCUGCGUUUGGAGGGGCUUUCGGUCGAUUUGGGAGCCGUGCAGGUGCAUCUGCUUCUCCACCCUCAGCCGCCACGCCCUCAAUUGUCCUAGACAGGGACAAUCGAUCACCUUUGGGAGAUAAAUUUCCCAAGAAUAUAUCGAAGCCGGCCUCUGAGGAUGAAGCACGUAACACUCCGAUGCGCACUCCUAAGCCAGACGAGUUACCGGCGAUCAAAGCUGCCCCGCCAGUCUCCCGCUUCAUGUCUAUGACUGAUGCCAAUGAGUUAAAGAUCGGGGAUGUCCAGGAGUUACUAGGCGAUUAUCAGCGACUUGCUCGUGUUUUGGGUCAGCUGGUGCAACGAGCACAGGCAGCUGCAGAUACAGAUGAGAACGUUAGUGAGACGGCUGGCAGUGACCAGGACAAGGAUUGA
This is a messenger RNA of Exophiala bonariae, 2328 nucleotides long. RefSeq lists its product as uncharacterized. The transcript has a single exon. NCBI's taxonomy places the organism in Eukaryota, Fungi, Ascomycota, Eurotiomycetes, Chaetothyriales, Herpotrichiellaceae. Gene Ontology annotation, biological process: vesicle-mediated transport. Gene Ontology annotation, molecular function: guanyl-nucleotide exchange factor activity; small GTPase binding. The record is from RefSeq and is a predicted model, not a curated record. Gene Ontology annotation, cellular component: endocytic vesicle; cytosol. The coding region runs from base 1 to 2328 and encodes 775 amino acids.